AUGACAUAGACUAUCAACACUGAUUUAUUAUUAAGAAUGAGUACUCUUAAUUAAGAUUUUCAAUUAUUAGCUACAAAUACUAAUUUGUUUAUGAGAUCAAUAAAGGAGCAAUUGUUACUAUAAUAAUAAGAUAAUUAGACUAGUAGAUAAAUCUGCGAUCUUAAUACUUAAGUAUAAAAUAAUAUUAAUUAGAAUGUUUGUGAAUUGAAGUGUCAUUUAGAUUAAUCAGUAGGAAAUCUUUAUAAGAAAUAUGAAGAAUAAGUUAAUCGUAAAAUAAUGGAGUUUGAAUGUAUUUAAAAAUAAAAAGAAAUUUCAGAAUAAAAUAGAAUUAAAGAAUUAGAGUAAAGAUUCAAUUAAUAUGAUGAAAUUAUAAAGGAAUUAGAUAAAAAAUGGGAAUCAAAAUCUAAUGAUCGAUAUAUUGCAAGUAUUAUUUAAAAGAAUCUAUUAACUAACUAAAAUAUAGGGUAAUUUAUAGUUGAUAAAGUGUUGAAAUUAACUGAAGAGACUAUUUAAAAUAAACUAGAUAAUAAUUAAAAGUUAAUAGAUGAAAGAAUCACAAAUCAAUUUCAUUAGAUCUCUAAUUAUUAAAUUUAAAUAAGAAAAUAUGAAUCCAAAUAUGAACAAAUACAAAAUCAACUUAACAUAUAAAAAGACUUUUAGAUGGAUUUUCAAAAAUAAUAAUAAAACAAAAUACAUAUAUUAUAACAUCAAAAUACUUUAUUUAAAGAAGUUGUGUAAUAAUAAGUUCAUAGGUAAAUAAUUAAUCAUUUAAAUUAGUAUAAUAGAAUAAUCAUAAUUAUGCAAUCUAAAUAUUAAAGAAUUAAGAGAAUAAAUGAUAAAGUAAUUUGAAGAUGCAACUUAAGGUAAGAAUAAUAAUAAUGAAUAAAUUAUGCAAAUUUUGGCAUAAGAGUAAAGUGCAUUCAAAGAACUUUCAAAACUAUAAGAUUUCAUUUUUUAAAAUGAAAAUUAUACUAAAAUAAAAUUAGAAUAAAUAGAAUUCAAUUAUUGUCAAUUAAAUGAGAGAACCUAAAAUUAAAUUGUUGCAAUCGAUAAUGAAAUGAAAAAUAUUGCUUUUGCAAUUAAUGGAAUAUAUGAAAGAAUUAAUUCUAAUACUUUGAAUUCUUAAACAAUACAAGAAAUUAAACCCAUUGAAAAACCUUAAGAAAAAUUUAAACCACUUCUAAUAAGUCAUAAAAUUUAAAAAUAAUUUUGUUUAAAAGAUUAAAUUGGAUAAAUCGAAAUUCUAUUUCGGCAUGUCUAAUUACUAUUCAAUCAUAUAUGUAAGACAUAUAAAUAUGAACAAAAAUUGGAAUCUUAAAAAUAAAAGUAAUAAUAGUAAUCAGAAUUAAAAAGAAAUAAUUCACAUGAACAAAAAACACCUUCUGAUAACAUAGAUCAACCAUAAAAUGUAUUUUAAUAAUAUAUUUAAUAAUAAAAACACUAAUAAUUAAAAUCAGAAGUUCAAAAUAGUGAUUAACUUUAGUAAUCAAUUUAAAAUCCUCAAAAUUAAUUAAAAAUUAAUUUCUAACCAAUUAUAUAAAUUAAUGAUGAGGCCUUUGGAGACACUAGGCUAUAUUUACAUUAAGGCAUAAAACCACUUCAUAUUUUAGGGAAAUGUAUAAAAUUGUUAUUAUAAUAGAACAUGGAAUGGACAUUCGACCAUAAGCUGAAAUGCAUUAGUUAUCUUCAAAAGUCAAACAAAUUUCAAAUCUGUUUUGUGACUCAGAUUUAAGACAAUAAUUAUUUGAAAAUAGCUAAAGUUGUAGACCAGAAUCAACAAAAAAUAGAUUUCCAAAGAUUAAUUCAAAAAGCUUUAAUUUUUCAAAUGAUGAUUAAUGA
This is a messenger RNA of Paramecium pentaurelia, 1839 nucleotides long. The record is from the annotation of a GenBank genome assembly. NCBI's taxonomy places the organism in Eukaryota, Ciliophora, Oligohymenophorea, Peniculida, Parameciidae.